Messenger RNA from Sporisorium graminicola, 432 nucleotides. RefSeq lists its product as uncharacterized. The transcript is spliced from 2 exons. NCBI's taxonomy places the organism in Eukaryota, Fungi, Basidiomycota, Ustilaginomycetes, Ustilaginales, Ustilaginaceae. Bases 1 to 432 code for a protein of 143 amino acids. The record is from RefSeq and is a predicted model, not a curated record. Gene Ontology annotation, molecular function: single-stranded DNA binding.
AUGCUGACCCUCAACUCGACAAGACAGACGCUGGUUUCGGGCGCACGUAUGCUGUCCACCUCGGCGGUGCGUAACGAUCUGGCACGCAUGCAGGUCCUAGGACGCCUCGCUGCGGACCCGGAGCUCAAGACGACCAAAAACGGCAAGGACUACGUCCGAUACACGGUGGCGACCUCGGACCCACCCACGGGCCCCGCCGAGGACGGCGAGCGCGCUCCUACUACCACGUCGUACCACCGCUUCUACGUGUUUGGCGAGCGGGGCGUCGACAGGAUGAAGAACAUCAAGAAGGGUUAUCGCGUGCUGGUGGAUGCCGAGUUCAGGAUCGAGAGGACGCCUGCGGAGGGCGAGCUGCCGGCCAAGGACACGCUGCUUGCUCUGCACCGUGGUAUCCAGGUCAUCGCCAAGCCCAAGGAAGCCGGCGAGGCUUAG